AUGUCGGCCAAUGGCUGGCUCUUAAUAGAAGUAGAAGCGCUUUGCGACAUUCUUUCCAGUCAUCUAUCACAACCCGAGAUAAAUGGCCAAUUUUCGAAGAUCGAUUGGGACGCAGUUGCGAAAAAAUAUAACAGUCACUUUGCAGGCGUUCUCCACAAGAGAGGCUCGCCAUUUGAAGACAUGACCAAGAUGUUGAAUAAAGAUGUCUACGCAUGCGGAAGAACUGCAAUUGCUAUCAGGAGGCAUACUGUGCUGUUGCGUAACGGCUUGAGGGCCAUCACCGGCUUUGCAAUAGCUCAAGACUGCCGGUGUAGACGACCCAAAGGAGCUAGGAAUCUAUGA
Sclerotinia borealis F-4128 is the source of this 342-nucleotide messenger RNA. Lineage: Eukaryota; Fungi; Ascomycota; Leotiomycetes; Helotiales; Sclerotiniaceae. The record is from the annotation of a GenBank genome assembly.